ACUAUCUCACACACAUAUACACACUAACGACUAAUUAAGAUGGAGAAAGAAGCAUGCAUCUCAGUUGAGCCUGAAGUGAGGAAAGGACCAUGGACUAUGGAAGAGGAUCUCAUUCUCAUCAACUACAUUGCUAAUCAUGGUGAAGGUGUUUGGAAUUCACUUGCUCGAUCUGCCGGGUUAAAGCGCACCGGAAAAAGCUGCCGUCUACGGUGGCUGAAUUACCUCCGGCCGGAUGUGAGGAGGGGCAAUAUCACGGCGGAGGAACAGCUUUUGAUUUUAGAGCUACAUGCUAAAUGGGGCAACCGAUGGUCAAAAAUUGCAAAGCAUUUGCCCGGUAGAACUGAUAAUGAGAUUAAAAAUUUCUGGAGAACUAGGAUACAAAAGCAUGUAAAACAAUCUGAGAAAUUGACUACUCUACCUCGAAACAAUGUCGAUCAACUCACCUUCAUGGACCAAGUUCUCCCCAGUGCAGUUAGCCAAUCAUAUGAACCCAAUGUUGCUACUUCUUCCGGUCAGGGAAGCAUACAUAAUUUUCCUACUCAAUCAAAUGAUCAAAAUCUUUGGAGCAUGGAGGAUUUUUGGUCGAUGCAGUAGCUUCAUGGAAACUAAUUCAUUGAUAUUUAUAUUUAUUUCAUUAUGGACAAAUGUACGUUGUUGAGCCAUUUCGAUUAUUUUCUUCUAUUUAAUAAUUACUAUAUUUUUAGCAUAUUCGCUUUCGUU
Molecule: messenger RNA, 720 nt
Organism: Salvia hispanica
Lineage: Eukaryota; Viridiplantae; Streptophyta; Magnoliopsida; Lamiales; Lamiaceae
Source: RefSeq, a predicted model, not a curated record